Erigeron canadensis is the source of this 414-nucleotide messenger RNA. RefSeq lists its product as uncharacterized. The transcript has a single exon. The record is from RefSeq and is a predicted model, not a curated record. NCBI's taxonomy places the organism in Eukaryota, Viridiplantae, Streptophyta, Magnoliopsida, Asterales, Asteraceae. Bases 1 to 414 code for a protein of 137 amino acids.
AUGGUGACUUGGGCGAAAGCCGGGAUUUUCAAACCUAAACACCGUGUUGACCUAGCAUCUUUAUCUACCUCACCAUUACACCUUGCUCUUCACACCAUUUCUGAACCUAAAUGUGUCCAAACUGCCCUUCAUAAUCCUUAUUGGUUGAAGCCUAUGCUUAACAAACUCGAGGCUAUUUGCAAAAAUAAUACUUGGACCAUGGUUCCAAGACCGGUUGGUAAAAAUAUUUUUGGUUCUACGUGGAUUUUUAGAGUAAAAUAUCUUUCAGAUGGUUCAGUUGACAGGUACAAGGUUCGUCUUGUUGCAAAGGGAUUCUCUCAAUAUCCGGGCAUCGACUACUCUCACACCUUUAGUCCGGUUGUAAAGGAGACCACCAUUCUGGUUACUCUUUCAUUGGCAGUCAUUUAUGGAUAG